Messenger RNA from Manduca sexta (tobacco hornworm), 9589 nucleotides. It is a transcript of the gene Snrk, whose product is annotated as SNF-related serine/threonine-protein kinase. Gene Ontology annotation, molecular function: protein serine/threonine kinase activity; ATP binding; tau-protein kinase activity. NCBI's taxonomy places the organism in Eukaryota, Metazoa, Arthropoda, Insecta, Lepidoptera, Sphingidae. The record is from RefSeq and is a predicted model, not a curated record. Gene Ontology annotation, biological process: intracellular signal transduction; protein phosphorylation; microtubule cytoskeleton organization. Gene Ontology annotation, cellular component: cytoplasm.
UUGGAAUAUAUGGGUUGGUUUCUAGACGGAAUUUUGGGAAAUGGCGAAGUUGUGAUUCUUGUAGAAUAAUUUGUUUAACGUUAUUGACAAUUUUAUAACUAUAAUGCAGUUUUCUGAUCUGAAAGAACAUAUUUAAUUGUAAUUACCGUUAGACCUGUGAAAUAUUUGUGUGUUAUUGUCUGAGAAUUCCUAAUAUGAUAUUCGAAACCAGUUGAUAGAAUUUUUGUCAAGUGUUGGUUUUUCGAGUUUAUAAUAUUUAAUUUUAUUUACACAGGAUACAGAUAUGAAUAAUAAUUGUGGAGGUGUUGGUGGGGGAGGUAUUGUGGCGGGAGGAGGGGCUUAUGAUGCCAAAAUAGCUGGUCUAUAUGAUUUGCUGGACACACUGGGAUCAGGACAUUUCGCCGUUGUAAAACUGGCCCGACAUGUAUUUACCGGAGAAAAGGUUGCAGUAAAAGUAAUAGACAAGAGUAAACUUGAUGAAGUUUCCAAAUCACAUCUCUUUCAAGAGGUCCGGUGCAUGAAGUUAGUGCAACACCCAAAUGUCGUGCGUUUAUAUGAAGUAAUUGACACGCAAACUAAGCUUUACUUGAUAUUGGAGUUGGGUGAUGGUGGAGACUUGUAUGAUUAUAUUAUGAGACAUGAAUCUGGAUUAUCGGAAUCUCUUGCCCGUGAUUAUUUUCGUCAAAUAGUGCGUGCAAUAUCAUAUUGCCACAGGUUACACGUUGUGCACCGAGAUUUAAAGCCAGAAAAUGUUGUAUUUUUCGAAAAAUUAGGAGUAGUGAAGCUGACUGAUUUUGGUUUUAGUAAUAAGUUUUGUCCUGGCCAGAAGUUAGAAACCUCAUGUGGAUCACUUGCGUAUUCCGCUCCGGAGAUCUUAUUGGGUGAUUCGUAUGACGCGCCCGCUGUUGAUGUUUGGUCAUUGGGAGUUAUACUUUACAUGUUGGUUUGUGGACAAGCACCUUUCCAAGAGGCUAAUGACAGUGAGACUUUGACAAUGAUUAUGGAUUGUAAAUACACCAUACCGUCGCAUAUAUCAAAUGCUUGUAAGAGACUUAUAGGAAGAAUGUUAGUUAGGGAACCAGAAAAACGGGCAACACUGGCGGAAAUUGCUACUGAUCCGUGGGUAACGGCGGGCGAGGGUAUCGCGGUGGAGGAUUUUGACACCCCUCUUGUGGCCAAGGAACAAUUAUCAGAAGACGACCGCUCCGCUAUAGUGCAAAGGAUGGUCAACGGCUCCAUCGCUACCAAGGAGCAGAUCUUAGAUUCAUUGGACAAGAACGAUUACAAUCACAUCACUGCCACAUAUUACUUACUCGCUGAACGGAAAUUACGAUCAAAUAGGAUGGAGGCACUCCGCAGACAGGAAGCUACGCGUGGGGCGCGGCGGCCCGAGGCGCUGAGCGUGGCUCGCGCCGCCGCGCGCUCCCUGCUCGCGCCGCCGCCGCUCGCCGCGCCGCGCACGCCGCAGGACGUGCCGCCGAGAUCUCGCAAGUGUAGCAUAGUUCGCGAGGAAGACGACGACGAGGAGGGAGCAGUGGCGGGAUCGUGCGGGUCCCGCGGCGGCGACACGCGGCGCGGCUCGCGCUCGGAGGGCCGACUGCACCUCGCCGCGCGCCUCGCGCACCCGCACCCCGCGCCGCCCGCACCGCCCGCACCGCCCGCACCGCCCGCCGCAACCCUGCACACAACGCCUGCACAACAGACUCCGCACAGUGCACAUAGACCGGGCCAUCUCGCCGACAAUUUUACAAAGGUAAAUCUUGACGAUGAAAAAGGGGUAGAGGCACCGCGCGCUCCUCCCCCGGCGCCGCCGCCCGCCAGGCGCCAACGGGUGGACUGUCGGCGGCGUAGACCGCGCGCCGGGUCCUGUUCGUCAUCAGAUCUGUCUGAUGAAGACUCCGAAAAGAAAAAACGAGCCGCCGAGCGUGCCGACGCACCGGCGGAUCGCACUCGACGGGACUCGCACGACGAUUCCAGCGACAGCCAGGAGCGGGGAGCCGGCGCGGGCCCCGGCGCGGUUGGCGGUGCCCGGGGCGGCGCGGCGGCGGGCCGCACGGCGCCUCCCGCGGGCGGUGCGGGGAGCGCGGGCGGCGCGGCGGGGCGCGCGCGGGGCGGGCGCGGCAGCGGGCGGGGGUGGGGGACGGGCUGGCGCCGGCGCGCCGCUCGCAAGGAGAGCCGGCUGCGCGAAUCGCGGUCGCUGAACCGCAUCGCGGAGGUGGAGGAGGCGGCGGGGGCGCGGUGGGCGGGCGGCGGGCUGGUGGCGCUGUGCGGCCGGCCGCUGCUGCGGCUGCUGGCGGCGGCGCGGCCGUCGCCGUCGGCGCGGCGGCUGCACGGGCUGUGCUAGUGGGGGGAGGGGUGGCGUGUGGUGCGCUCGUGGUGGUGCGUUCUUCUUCGGCGUUCCGUUUGCGUCUGAUUUGUUGCACCUGUUUAUCUGAGGCGCGGUACCAUCAUUGUCGUAUUCCGUCUGAUGGUCGAGAUCCCUCGAAUUAUCAAACAAAUUUCUAUUUUUUAUAAUAAACGUAGGUGAACAGGGUUUUUUACUAAAUUUCAGUUUCUAGAAAAAAAUUACGUGAAUAGUAUCUGUUAAUUCUUUCAAACUUUUAAAUGCAGUAUUAACAAAUGGUCACUUUGAUUCCAUGUUUCUGUAUAAUGUGUAUAGUAUUACAUUGAAAAAGUCGUGGUCAACUAAUAAAGUUAAUUAAUAAGAUAUUCAACUAAACUUUGUAACUUGGAUUGCAUAUUUCAGGGAGUUAAUAUUAUAAUAACGUCACUCCAUUAUUGCCCGCUGAAUAUUUAGCCUUUCUGUUUAUUUAGACCGAAGACUGUUGCAUAUACCUAUGCAAAUAUUAUAGUAGUUAAAUAAUGUAAUUAAGAUAUUACAUUAUAUUACAAUUUACAAUAAGUCAAUGUACAGCACAUUGAUUCAACUAAAGAAUACAGAAAUAAAAUAAAUGACGAUAUAGGCAAGUACAGCUGUAUAACAUCCGAGGCGAUAGCUGGAUAACAACUAGACCAUACUCGCGACGGCUCGCCGAAGCUCUGUUCCGUCCCACUGAAUGACCGGCGACGCGCUCGCCACAUCGGGCAAGUUUUUUUUUAAUUUUUAUUAUACAAUGCAGUCUUUUUACCUGGCUAAUCUUAUACAAGGCUGAACCGAUUUAAAUUAAAAUUUUACAAGGCAGUAGUAAGUUUUAAAUUUUAUUUGCUUAAACGCGGAACCUAGAGCAUUCGUAAGAUUUAUUUAGCGCCUGAUUACCUGGUAAGCUAAUCUUGAAAAUUAGGUACAAAUUAUGAAUCUGUCGUAAUACUUACAAAAACAUAAUGGCAGCAUUAUUAGUUGGUCACGACUGUAGUUUGGAUUAGAUAGGGUUUUAAAUUCAUUGGAAUGCAUUAUAGUUUUAAACACGACUAACUAUUUUACAACUCAAUAUGUGUAAAUAUUUUUUUAUUACAUCUCAAUAGUUGAUCACGUCAUUGAGAACAUUGAGCCGACUGUAGUAUAGUAAUAUUGUUUUCUUGAAGUUAUUCUCGACGAAACAUAAUCAAUCCAUCUUUCUUAGACUGCACUCAGGGGGCAAACCAACAAUAUUUUAUACAGUAUAAAAAAAAUUACCUGACAUAGAAUUCAAACCAUUUAGCCAAAAUACGCUGCCAUUACACUAAGGAGAUAAUCAAUUAGUAGAUAAGUAACAAUUCGAUUCGAACACCAAUAUUAAUUUAUUGUUAUAUCGGACGGUGUAGUGCAGAAAUGAUCAAACUCACAACUGUCAAAGCGAAUCUAUACUUUUAUCUAUCUAUACUAUUAUAUAAAGCUGAAGAGUUUGUUUGUUUCAACGCGCUUAUCUCAUGAACUACUGGUUCAAAUUGAAUAUUCUUUUGGUAUUGAAUAGCCCAUUUAUCGAGGAAGGAGAACAGCUAUGACCAAUAGAAGCGAGCAUCAACGAAAUAUGUUGCUGAAAGGGGGAAAAUUGAUUUCUUUUGAGAAUUUAGUUGCGGGCCCUGUGUAAGCUGUUAGAGUUACGCAGCAUUCAAGUAUGAUAGAGUUGUUAUUCAUAAUGAAAUACAUAAAAUAGAGUCCCCCACCGCAUCAGUCUGCUUGUCUGAAUGCAAUAAAUUAAAAAUCUAUGGUAUUGUAGGAGAUAAUUUUAUCCUGGAAAACUCUCACGCGGGCGAAGCUGCGAACAAAAGCUAGUAUGUUAUAUAAAUAAUCCCAAUUAUCUAGGAGGAAGUCAUCGGCCUCUACCUGUCCACGCCCGAGCGUGCGCAUUUGGCACAAAUUCCAGAGUUCGGAAUGUUACAAGAUAUAAAACCCAAUUUCACUUGUCGCAACGCGGAAUUCGAACUCGAGUCUUCAACACUAAACAACUUCGCUACCGAAACUUUAUAGUCAAAAUUUUAUUAUUGGCUACAAACCAUUGAAAAUAUUCUUACGUAACAAUGACUAAUUCUAUUUUAACAACGUUAUUUACAAUCCUAAGAAAGCGAAAGAUUAAGAUAUUGUUAUAAAAGAAUACACAUAUUUUUCAAUACUUUGAAAUCAUGACUUCAAUUAGUUUGUUAGUUAGAUCGUUUCUGCACAACACGAUCCUAUUGAUGUUGCUAUUUUGGUGAACUACAUUUCUUUAUUACCAUUUUCAUAUUACAUAACAGCUUAUUUAAUGACGUCUUAGUCCACGUUGGUAGUACAUAAAAAUGUCACAAAUAUUAAAUUAUAUUGUAAUAUUUUUAUUUCAUUAGACAAAUUCUAUCAUGUCUCAUUGCUAUUUCACAAGGAUUAUUUUGUUACAUGUAAAUUGUAGGUAUUAGAACAAAUUUUAUGUGACAACUUCUCAUAUUAUAAUCAUUUUCAUUUUUUUAACUCAAUAUAAUAUUACCUCUUGUUUCUCAACAUUUUAAUUAUCUUAUUUUGUAACUUGUGUAGAAACAAUUAGGAAUUGAAUCACACGCUUCAAAACCCCGCAUUCUUUCUACUUAGUAUUGUGAGUGAUCGUGGGCGACGGUGAUCUUUCACCACCAGGUCAGCAAACUCGUGUGUUUGUCCCUCUUCAAAUAAUUAAGUAAAUUCCUGCAAUAUUUGGAGAUAAUUGCGUUAUAGCACUAUCGUAUGUAUUUUAAGUUAUGACCAUCCUUUCAUUUCUAUUUGGUUCUCUUUAAGUGCCUAGUUUAAUUAUUAGUGCCUAGGACUUUAUAUUAAUUACUAAAUCUGUAAUCUUUAUCAAUUUCUAGACUUCUACAUAACUGAAUUCAUGUCAAGUUUUUUAUUUCGUUUUUACUUUGAAAUCUGAUUACUUGAAUAAAUUCUUUUCUAUAAUUAAAUAGCACGUAAGAUAUUUUAGAAUUACAAAAUUUUCUAUCAAAGAACUUGCCCCCUACAUUUAAUUACCAGCGAUUAUUUAUAUAGAAAUUAGGCAUUAGAAAAUGCUUUUGAAAUAAACACGAUACUCUAAUUUUGUCUCCUAUUCGCUUGUAGUUUUCUAUGUUAAUGUAAGACUACCUUUUUCUUUAUUAAAAAAAGUUAUGAUUUUCAUAGUGGCAGAUUCCUCGUAUAUCAGGUUGGCUUCAUUUAGAGAUGUACUUACGCACCGUUUCUCCGUUAGAACAACCGACGCAGACAAUUUUAUGCUACAAUAUAUCGUGUAUGGAGGUACAAACUCAUUUGUCAAUUUUAAUUAUAUUUUAUUUAAAUAGUUGUAAUAGUAAAAACACAUCACACUAUAGUUCAUUCGCGUUAAGAAAAUAAUGAGCCAUCGUUGUCCAUCAGUCGACAAACCGCUCCCCCCACACACACUAAAGCCUCAGUAGCAUAGUUGUCAUGUGGUCACAUUACUAAUUCGACUACCACGCUGAGAUCUGGGAUUCGAAUCCUAGGUCGAGCAAAAAAUAAUUGUGACUGCGUUUUUCCAUCUUAAAAAUUAAUACUGAGUCGUAGCUCAGAGUCAGAAAGUGGGUAAUAUGAUCCCCCGUGUCUCGAAAAGCAAGUAAAGCUGUUGGUCCCACGCCUGAACUCUCUUCGGUCGUGUCAGAUUGCCGUCUCCAUGAGAGUGAAGGAACUGAGGAUGCACCUGUGUAUUGAGCAUACACUUGUGCACUAUAAUGUCGCCUGUAUAGGUAUCAGAGUGAGCAACUCUGCAGAACGGCUGUCGUGGCAAUUCAGCUAGAAAUAAUUCAUUCAUUAUCAACGUUAACUUGACUAUAAUUUCAAGCAUCCUUAUCGAUAGAUGGGCGUUUCUCGGCUGCCGGACAGCAACGACACACUAUUUUGUUAACGUUAAAAAAACUAAUAUAACACCGUGUUCAAAUCUGAGAAUCUGGGAAACCAAUCCUUCAUUCCGCGAAAACCAUACUUUGAUUUCAUUUAUGAAACUUUCGAGACUGAUCCUCGCUGCGUAAUUUUGGAAUUACGCCAAUAUUCAAUUAUUCAUUUAAUAGUUCUUGUGUAUUUUUAUAUUACUGUAUGAGUACCGUCGUUAUAUUGUCAAAUUAUAAUAAGGCCAGAAAGAAUUAGCUUGACACUAUACAAUCGUAACUACAAUGAGUGUCAACUCGUUGCGAAUGGAUAUACCUAUUAUUCAUUUUUACAUUUAUAAUGUUCUCAAUACGUGAACAGAAUUACAAGACGAGCUUUAUUUACCACGUCCUAAGACGGUGCGCGGCUUGGCGGUAUCUAUGCCAAGCAACCUCUGUAGUCUCGACUCAUAGUAAUUACAAGUCACAUAAUUUACGAGUAGAAAUUGUAAUAGUGUUGUAAAACGGAUUAAGUUGCAGGUUGAGUUCCAGUUGUAAUGAACAAUGUACAAUUUUUCUUUGUAAAAUACAAAAUAUUAAAAGCAUUUCAUAAAUAUUAGCUUAAUUAGAAGUGGACUUAAACUAGAAAAUACUACGUAUAUAAUGUGUAGUUCGUGUGCAUCCUUAGAAUGGUUGUUUUUAGUUGAUGUUGUAUAUAAAAAUAUAUGUGUACAUAAUAUUAAAUUUGUUGUAAAUAUAUAGUUUAUCCCAAAUAUAACGAUAUAGUAUGAGUAAUCUUGAAUUUAUAGUUAUUGUAAUUAAAAAAUAUCGCAUAUUAUUUAUUACGUUGACAUUGUAAGAUAAUUAUUUUUAUUUACAUAGACGUACUCUUGAUAUACUUAUUUGAUUUAAUGCACUCGUAUGGUGCUCUCAUUUUUGAAUGAUUAUAUGAAUGUAACCAGACCAAAGAAACAAAGAAAUUUGUAUGUUACGCAUUUCCUAAUAUUACAUCAAGUGCUGUUUGGUGCCAAUAUAUUAAAUAAGUGGGAAUAAUAUGGACUGCGAAAUCACUAAAUUGGCGUGAAUGUUUUGUAUGUUAUCAGAGUAGACUUAACGUGGGUGCUUGUUGAUAGUAUUGAUAUUAGUGAGUUUAAUUCAUAUAAAAAACCUACGACUUACGAAAUAUGAAACGUCAAAGUAGCAAUAAAUAAGUUAUUACCAACAACUGGUUGCUGUUCAAUGUUAUUAUAAUUAGGUACUGUAUAUAGACAACGCCCGAUCGUAUGAACAGUUUAUUUUUUUGCUUUAAUUUUAUCGAUCGGAGUGGUGACGAAGAUACUAAAUUCUAUAUGUAAGUUGGAGUUUUUUCGCCGUCAUUUCGUUUCAAUCUGUCACCUAAGAUUAGCCCCUACCAAGUGGAAAUUUACGGAUGUAUGUAGUACCUGUACACUUGCAUUAAACGUUGCCAGGGUUAGCGGGGAGGGAGGGACGGGCGAAAUUUCUUUGGACACAGGCGCACACAGGUUAUUUGUUUCGGCAGGUACUUGUAUUACCUAGGCGACAUAAAAAAUUAUGGAAUGAAAAGGCUUAAGUUAAGAAGCGCAACGCUUUAGAUCAAAUCUAAUGUAAGCCAUAUUUACUCGACACUCGAAGCACCUGUCUUGCCGCAGCCCACCCUGAAGUAAUCAUCCUGAUUCUUUCCGCUGUCAUAGGAGAAAUAGAAAGCGGUCUAGAACCAAUUGGUGUCUUCCACCUGUGCGAUAGAGGCGCCCGGAGAUUUCUACCUAGGUUUCCCCUAUGUGUCGUGAGAAAUUAACUUCUAAAUCGCAUCGAGGGGUUGCAUUCACUACUGCUCGCGAUAGUAUGCUGGGUAUCGUAGGUCUCAAUGUGACUAAAAAGGCUAGGCGAAUUUAUUUUUUGUUUAGUAUUUCUGGGUAGUGGUAACCGUUGGGCCGAAAACAGGCGUUCCAAACGUUACCGCUAAAGAGUGUACAUACUAGGUAGAAACUUGGAUCGUGUUUCUAGAGCAACAUAGGUAAAGGAGGAGAAAUACAGUGAAAAAAUAUAAACGAAUUGGACCUUUUUUUUCUUAAAUGAGUACGGCACAGUGAUCCUACAGCACCUGAUGGAACUGUUAAACCUCUUCUACAAACAAAUUAAGGGAAAUAAAAUAAAACAAAGGCUGACGCAUCAAACUUUGAUAUAUUUCCCAUUAUUCAAUUUGGUUUAUUGACUGUUUAUUUCGUGGUCGAUAUAUGUCGCGCGACACAUUCAUUUUGAUGUGUGAAAUUAUAAAAAUACAUUUGCGAGAGUUCCAUUUUUCUCCCCCUGGUUUGGGCUAAUCAUAGAGGUGAUCACACAUUUGUUGACAGGAAUAGAGACAACAGCGUGCGUUCCGUACCUAGGUAGCUAGGUACUGCGCGUAGGCACGGGACAUAUGUGCGAUUACUUUCAGAGUUGUGUUGUAAUAAAAUUCACGUAAAUUUGUAAAGUAACGCGGGCAUUAUUAAAUUGUCUCUUUACCGUUAGUUUGAUUUUUUUUUUACUUAUAUUAGUCCAAAUUAAUAUGUAAGGUCAGGGGAGGUAAGUCUAAAUGGGCAAAAAAGAAUACUUAUUGCAAUAACGGACGUACUAAUUGAAGGACAGCUUUGAUAGCCGUAUAAGUGCGAGGAAAAAAUCCUCUAUUUACCUAUACGCAGUGCCAGCCUUAGUUCAUUCAAGGUGGAGGUCGGACCGGACGGAGCAGAGAUGCUAAAAAAAGGUUCUCUAAGGCACUGCGCUAGGCUCCUGUAAGUGGCCCCUGACCUUAAUACAAUCUGAUACAUAAUAAAGGUUAUUCAGUGUUACUACUUUGUAAAAAAAAAUACUCACUUUUAUGUAUCUUACUGCAUAAUUUAAAUAAAUUUUAUGUGUAUAUUCUUCUUUGGUAUGUCGAGCAAAUGUAUCAUAAUGUAUUGUUAAUGAUUGUACAUUGCGUUAUGUUUUAUUUCCACGAAGAAUGUUCUAUGACGUACAUAAUUUAAGUUACCUACUUGAUCUUUCAAGUAGUCAGUAGCCCUCUGAAUAUGACCUCAAUGUUUGAUAAAUUUUUGUUGGUACAAAAGUAAUCAAUGGUUUAUUUAGUUUAAUUUGUCUAAUAAGUAUAAGGACAUAAAUAUAUAUAUUCCAUGAAAUGGUACCUAUUACAAACAAUUGUGAGUGCAAUAAUUUUUGAAAAUUAGGUACUUUACUUACUGCACAUGCCAACCUGAAAUCUUUUGACUUAUUGUACAUUAUAAUAGAUUUAUAAUCGGCUUUUGCAAAAUUUGUGGAUAACUUAUAAUUAUUGUAUGUCUAUAAAAAUAAACAUGAUGUUACAAUAUCA